UGGAGGACUAUUCAAAACAAUAAUAUUGCAUGUUUUAGGAAAGACAGAAAAGUAUAAAACUAUUGAUAAAUCGAAAUACAAAGCAAUCACAACAUUAGCUCAUGAGGGGUUUCCUUUUGUAAUUUCCAAAUCAUCUUGAACAAUUAAAUGAUGAAGAAACAAGCUUCGUGUUCUAGUUCAUCAUAUGUACAAACACUAGUAUUACUAUUUGCUUCAAUUCUUCUCAUUUCUCAUCAAAAUUGUCUUGCUAAGCAUCACCAACCAUGCCCAACGUCAUCAUGCGGCAAAAUCACCAACAUAACAUACCCAUUUCGUCUCAAAACUGAUCCAAACCACUGUGGGGACAAAAGGUAUGAAUUAGAUUGCAACGAAAAUGGUCCAUCAUUAACCAUGUUCUCCGGGAAAUACUAUGUACAACACAUAGAUUACAAGAGGUUUAUAAUUCGAUUAAGUGACGCGGGUGCAGUGGAAGAUGCUAAUUGCUCUUUCAUCCCGCGGUACUUUUUAUAUCCUCAAAGUUUCAGUAAUUCCCUUUCCUUCAACAAAGCAGAUUUUGUGUUUGAGCCGUACUCGUUGCGUUUUCGGGAUCAAACGCAGGUAGCGUAUUUCAAUUGUUCUAAUCCAAUUAAAGAUCAUAUGUAUGUUAACGUGGACAUGAGCUGUUGUAACAUACAUGGGAAUAGUAGUACUAAUCAUGUAUAUGCAGUUUUGGAACAAUCAUCAUCAUUCUCCAGGUAUAGUUUUGGGGAUAUUAAGGUUGGGUGUGAUUUUAUGGUGGCUACGUUGGGUAGGCCAUUGUUGAAGAUUGAAGUGAAAGAGAAGAUUUCUUAUGAUGUGAUUCAUGGGAUGAUAAUUGAUGGAUUUGAGCUUUCAUGGUUGCCUGUGAUUUGUGAAGAUAGAUGUGGAAAGGAGACAAGUUGUGAGGUUGUUGAUGAAGAUAGUGGAGAAGUUCAAUGUGAUAAGCGAUUCUGUCAUUAUGUAUACCAAACAACCGAAAAAUGUGGACUUCAGGACCAGAUAUUUGGUUAUGCUCGUGGUUAUCUUAGAGGCAUUUUUAUUGGACUUAGAAGUAGAAUCACAUUUAGCACAAGACAAUUGGACAAUCCUGUUGGACUAGAAUACUUUGAUCUAGGAAUAGUCAUAGGAAGAAAUGUUAUACCUUUAUUCUUAGCAACCAGAUUUAUAUUUGGAGUUAUAGCUCUACUUGUGCUGUUUAUCUACAAAUGGAAAAGAAGACAUUUAUCGAUGUAUGACAACAUUGAAAACUUUUUGCUAGAGAGCAAUCUAAACCCUAUUAGGUAUGAAUACAAAGAAAUCAAGAAGAUGACUGCAGGUUUAAGAGUGAAAUUAGGACAAGGAGGUUUUGGUGCUGUCUACAAAGGAAAGCUAAGAAGUGGACCGGAUGUUGCAAUUAAGAUGUUGACAAAAUCCAAUGUUAAUAAUGGACAAGAUUUUAUUAACGAAGUUGCGACCAUUGGAAGAAUACAUCAUGUUAAUGUAGUUCGUCUUGUUGGAUACUGUGUUGAAGGGAAAAAGAGUGCAUUGGUUUACGAGUUCAUGCCAAAUGGAUCGUUGGAUAAAUACAUUUUCCCUAAAGAAGGAAUUAACGCUUUGAGUUAUGAGAAAACAUAUGAAAUAUCUCUCGGAAUAGCUCGUGGGAUAGAAUAUCUGCAUCAAGGAUGUGAUAUGCAAAUUCUACAUUUUGAUAUCAAGCCUCAUAAUAUUCUUCUAGACGAAGAGUUUGUUCCAAAGGUUUCGGAUUUUGGACUUGCAAAGCUAUAUCCUGUGAACGAUAGCAUUGUUACCUUAACUGCGGCAAGAGGAACUUUGGGUUACAUGGCUCCUGAACUGUUCUACAAAAAUAUUGGUGGAGUGUCUUACAAGGCUGAUGUAUAUAGCUUUGGAAUGCUUUUGAUGGAAAUGGCAGGUAAAAGGAAGAAUUCGAAUCCUAAUGCAGAGCAUUCAAGUCAGCAUUACUUCCCGUUUUGGAUCUACGAUCAAUUUAAAGAAGAGAGAGAUAUUGAAAUAAUGGAAGAUGUCUCUGAAGAGGAAAUGGCAGUAGCUAAAAAGAUGUUCAUGGUUGCAUUUUGGUGUAUUCAGUUGAAACCGAGUGAUCGUCCUACAAUGAACAAAGUAGUUGAGAUGCUUGAAGGGAAAACUGAAAGCCUUGAAUUUCCCCCAAGACCUUCUUUUUAUCCAAAUGAAAAUUAUAAAUAUCAUGAUGAAAUCAACUCUGACCGAACAUCAUGGGGUGCUUCCACUAGUUAUUCAUCAGAUAAUUGCUCUUGACAAACACAGACCAUGUCAGUAGAACUUUGAUGCUGUUUAAGUGUGUGAAAGUUUCUGGUUUGAAACUAUGAAUUGUUUAGAUCAUGGUAACCUUUGAUUCCAUCCAAUGGCAAAGAAAUAAGGCUUUGUUGCAAUUUUUC
Medicago truncatula (barrel medic) is the source of this 2429-nucleotide messenger RNA. Its product is annotated as LEAF RUST 10 DISEASE-RESISTANCE proteinUS RECEPTOR-LIKE PROTEIN KINASE-like 2.1. Gene Ontology annotation, molecular function: ATP binding; polysaccharide binding; protein kinase activity. The transcript is spliced from 4 exons. Lineage: Eukaryota; Viridiplantae; Streptophyta; Magnoliopsida; Fabales; Fabaceae. Gene Ontology annotation, biological process: protein phosphorylation. The record is from RefSeq and is a predicted model, not a curated record. The coding region runs from base 148 to 2289 and encodes 713 amino acids.